GCGUCUCGUCGGAAACCGGACGACCAAGUCGACAUGGAGAGCCCCCGCCCGCCCUCCCCGCGCUUCACCCGGAGCCGGAGCGGCACACCGCGCCUCUGCCACGUAAAUACACCUCUGUCACCGAACCUCGGCAACCGCCCUCGGUCCCGGUCGAGCUCCGCGACCAAGACCCGGCCAGCCGGCUGCAACGCCGGAGAGACCGGGGAUUCCAUUCGCCGGUUGUGCAAGGAGAACAGGGUGGAGGCGGUGGGGCCCAAUGUGAAGAAAGUCGUCGUCAGCGUGACACCGUCCGCGUGGGCCCUGUCGCCGGGGAGGUACCCGGCGACGGAAGGCGGGAGCGGCGGAGGUGGCGUCGGCGGGAGGAAGAGAGGGGUGUUAAGCUUUUUCCGGCGGAAAAAGGACGCGGCAGCGGGGAGGGAGGAGGUGGAGCAUCGGUUGAGGGUGAUGGCGGUGAGGCUGUUGCAGUGGAGAUUUGUGAACGCGAGAUCGGAGGCCGCCAUGGCCGCCAGCACGGCUGAGAACAAAAUCUUCUUUGCGUGGCUGAAGCUAACUGAGCUAAGGAACAUUGUUGCUGCCAAAAGGAUAUUAAUUCAAAGGAGAAAGCAUAAGCUGAAGGUGAUUAAGGUGCUUAAUCCACAACUUAAUCUUCUUAACAGAUGGGAACUGCUGGCCAGAAGACAUCUUGAGGCUGUGGCUUCUUUGAUUAAAGUUUUGGAAAGCGCAUGCGUAUCUAUUCCCUUGGUUGAGGGUGCUAAGGCUAAUUUGGUGAUGGUUCAUAACUUCAUUUUUAGCUCAAUGGAUAUUAUGUUGGCUAUUGAAGCUGCAAUUAGAACAUUUUACUCCAAGACUGAGCUAUUAAAGUCAUCGUUGUGCGAAUUGGUGAAAAUCAUACCAGAAGAAGUACAAGGCUUGGAUGAAUUGAGGAACACAAACAACUUAAUCACUUCUCUUGAGAUGCAUGAGACUAGCCUAAGAGCCAACCUUAUUCAAGCAAAGAAGAGGGAAACUGCAUCUCCUCCUAUUUAUGAGAUAAAGACAGGACUUUCAUGGAAGCAUUUCCAUCCACAUUAUCUAAUUAUGUAGGUUAAUUAAUAACUAAUGAUAAUUAUGACACCCUUAAUCGCAACUCUUAUGGCCUGAUCUUAUUUAGAUUUUAUUUGUGACAGUUUUUUUACUAUUUUCUAAAGCAACUUUUUUAAUUAUAAUUUUUUUAACUAAAAAGUUGCCCUAGAAAACAGUAAGAAAGCUGCCGCAAACGAGAGAAAUUAUUAUUCGCGGAGUCCAGUUGUCAUCCGGACUCCAAUCAGAAUCGGCCACGUCGUCUGUAAAUUUUGUACACAUCUUUUAUAAAAAUUGUAUAUUGUGUACAGGCCGACGUGGCAUGUUCUGAUGGGAGUCCAAAAGGAAGCUACAUCUGGACUCUACACGUAAUAAUUUCUCCUUAUACGAAGCUUUAAUUUGUAGUAUAUUAAACUUAUGGGAAUGCUUAGCUUAAGUUAAUUACAAUAUGUAUCAUUUAUCUUUAUUUAAGCUCGUGUAACUAUUUAAAUAUAUGUAUUGUGAUAAUAUGUCGUGUUCUCUUGUAAUGAUUAUAAUUAUUUUA
Molecule: messenger RNA, 1603 nt
Organism: Dendrobium catenatum
Lineage: Eukaryota; Viridiplantae; Streptophyta; Magnoliopsida; Asparagales; Orchidaceae
Product: QWRF motif-containing protein 7
Exons: 5
Coding region: 34-1083 (349 amino acids)
Biological process (GO): spindle assembly; centrosome cycle
Cellular component (GO): centrosome; cytoplasm; nuclear microtubule
Molecular function (GO): microtubule binding
Source: RefSeq, a predicted model, not a curated record